GAGAGAGUGAGAAGCGAGCAAAAGAGAGAGAGACUCCGGGGUAGCUUCGAUCCGACCGAUUCGUCAGUCCAGAGUGGUUGCUCGUUGAGCGACGGUCGAUCGCGAGAACUAGUAAUCUCUUAGACACACGCAGGCUCGGGAGCAUGUCGUCGUCGUCGUCGCCGCCGCCGCGGCUCCAGUCGCCCGUUUGGCGGCAGCUCGCCUCGCUACAACUGCCACUGCUGCUGCUGCUCUCGUCGAUGCUACUGCCCGGUCGCUUGGUCGGGGCCAGUCUUCUGCUCGGUAACGAGAGCAAUCCUCUGCAGCGGCGCAUGGCCAGCAGUCAUCAGCACUCGGCUCACACGAGAAAGUUCGGCACCGAGCGCCUGUCCCACGCCGAGGAGUUCAACCGGACCAAGGUCCUGCAGCCCGAGUACCAGAUCCGGGCGACUCUCAGCCCCAACGACGUAUCUCAGUUCUAUUACCUAGGGCCGCACGAGUCAGGAUCGCCGCCGACGCUACUGGUCAGCCCGUGCAGCGGACCGAUCUCUUGGAGCGUCAGCUAUGUCGGACCUCCCGACGCCGAUCAGCACGCGGAAGGCUCGCAGCAGCAGCAGUCACACUGGCCGGUCAAUCAGCUCGUGCCGAGUCUGCCGCUCUUCAAGUACGAGGGCGCGGAGACGCGCAACUUCACCAUACCCGCGGCCGUGACCAAUCUCUACCUCAUCGAGAUGCAGCCCAUCAGCUCGCCCGACUUCGUCGACGUACGGACGAGGGCGCCCAACACGGUCCUCAUGUACGCCACCUCGGACGCGCUCGGACAUCUGCCCAGCAGCCUCAUAACUCCGACCCGGAGCAAGAGGCACCAGCCGCUGCUCGAGUUCCAGCAGAAGUGGAGCAGGCGCCGACUCAUCGUUUCUUGGAAUAAAAACCAAAUCGAGCCAGCCUCGUCGUCGAGCAGCUACUUGCUGGCCGUGACGACGUCGGGUCACCUCCAUCCGCCGACGCUCUGCACCGCCGAGAACAUCCUGAAGAAGCACCCGUGCCCGAGCAGCGACCGGCUCCAGGCCCAGGACGCGGCCCACCGACCCGAGCCCGAGGGACUGCACUGCGUGCCCCGCAACAGGAUCACCCUCAAAGGCGUCAAGUACAACACGACCUACUACUUCACGCUCUACAUUAUGAACACUCACAAUAACGUAUCCAGCCGCGUGGCCAUGGAUUCGUUCAGAUUCGAGAGAAAACCACCGAUAAUCCUGCAGAGCGGUCGACACGCGAUAAUCGACUUGGCCAAGAGCGACGGAUUCGCCUUGUUCCGUUACAGGCCGAGGGACAACGCGACCACCUUAUUCGAUAUUCUGGCUUGCGGCGUCUGCUCGAUCAAAAUGAAAAUUCGCGGCCCGGGAUACUGCUUGGAGGAGCAAAUAAGCGGCGAGUUCAGAGUAAGAACUCCAGCACUUCCGGCGGGAAAGAGGUUCAGCAUUCAACUCGCAGCGUCUCAGUUGGACCUGUCGAAAGCCAAAACGUCCAAAGUCAAGAUUUUGGCUAUUGACAACGAGGCUGUACCCUUCAACGAUUACAUAUUGCAGAAUUCAGCUGCCUCGUCACUGGGUGGUGGUAAUCAGUGGGAGUACAGAUCUUUGCGCAAGUGCCGGGCAAAGUCAGCCUCUUGGUGCGCGUCGCACCAACGCCAACACCCGUCGCAAGCUUACGGCGAUCGCAGAAGAACGACAGACCCGACCCACUCUUUCAUAAGGCCCUGCCCUGCGUCUUUGGUUUAAAAAAAGAGCAUCGUCUCUCGAGCCAAUUGCUACGUCACGAUCACUUUAUACGUCGAAAAAUAAUAUAAUUCUAUUAUGGCCGCGGAUCGUUUUGAGUUUUGUUUGGCUGAGGCACUUGCGUAUGCCAACGAUCCGAGCGAUUCGACGCUCGAAGAAAAAAGACAAACAAAAACACAAAACAAAAAUACUCGGUCAACGUGCAGAGCGUCGCUUAUUCUGCCGGUAUAGUUGAUUCGAACUCCAACCAAGUCACACCACUAAAUAGAUUCGUUUAUCGUACGUGCGAUUGUCGUUGCUCGAUUGAUAAACUUACGUAUUUCUAAAAGCACGCCUCAUUGGUUUUAUUAGGUUCAACAAAUUUUCUAAAAAUAAGUUAAAUGUUGACAAAGUGUUCCGAGUUGAUUAUACCUGCUUGCCAUUCGUCAUUUCAGCCUCUCUAGUUAUUCAAUACGUUGAGAUGCUAUACAGUGAUAGAUAAUACAUGCAUGGUGCGUGAAAAAAUAACUACUGAUUAUGUAGCUUUUUGCAAAUUCCCGAGUCAAAACACGCGUUUUAGAAUUAUGUCGCCGUAGAGAGAUUUAUUUGUCUACUUUGUUAUAUCUAUGCAUGUACACAUUUAUGCAUAUAUUUCUUAAUAAUAAUAGACAUUACAAUAUAUUUAAUUCUGCGCAAUUUCUCAAUUAAUCAAUCUGAUAUGGAUCAUAAAAUUAAUAUAGAAAAGAUUUAUGAGUUUGACAUUGUUUAAAAAUGUUUCAUACAUGAUUUGAGCUUUCAACUACAGAAAAAGGUAUUUUAACUUAUUAUCAUCCGUAUUUUAAACUUUUUAGUGUAGAAGGCGCAGAUAGAGUAAAUAAAAAAUGAAAUGCAACAAGUAUUUAGCUUAAGGAUUAUUUAAUUAAAAAUAAAUUACUCAAUAAAUAAUAAUUUCUUACCUUUUAUCAGUGUACUUGUCAUGCACACUUGAUAAUAAGAAAGGUAAAAUAAUUUCUCUCCUUGGAUCAUAGGAUCCAUAGGAUAGAACAGUAAAUAAAAUUUAAAUUCUUAGACUACAAAAUCUGGUUGACUCAAAUUUUUGGAUUUUAACAAGUUAUUAUUAAGACAGACGAAUUUUGAACAUUGAUCCAUUUGUAAAUAAAUUGAUUCACUGUCUUCAAGACAUGAGUUUUAUACAUGAAUUUUGUGCUGUGGCAAUUUAAGCUUCAACAAAAUCCUAACGACAAGAUUAAUUUUUCACCGCACCAAUCUUUGCGUAAAAAUUGAAUUUGAAAUUGUAAUUUAAUAAUAUAUAGUACA
Messenger RNA from Trichogramma pretiosum, 3053 nucleotides. RefSeq lists its product as uncharacterized. Bases 144 to 1760 code for a protein of 538 amino acids. NCBI's taxonomy places the organism in Eukaryota, Metazoa, Arthropoda, Insecta, Hymenoptera, Trichogrammatidae. The transcript has 7 exons. The record is from RefSeq and is a predicted model, not a curated record.